This is a messenger RNA of Racocetra fulgida, 552 nucleotides long. The record is from the annotation of a GenBank genome assembly. NCBI's taxonomy places the organism in Eukaryota, Fungi, Glomeromycota, Glomeromycetes, Diversisporales, Gigasporaceae.
AUGUGGCAUCAUCUCUUUAAACAUAUUGACAUUCUUCCUCAAAAUGUCCAUAUUCUCGAUGGUAAUGCUGAUGAUCUUGAAGAGGAAUGCAGGCAAUAUGAAGAAAAAAUUAAGUCUUUCGGUGGUGUUGAACUAUUUUUAGGAGCUGACACAAAAUGUUCGCGUAAUGCAGGAAUCGGUCCCGAUGGCCAUAUUGCCUUUAAUGAACCCGGAUCUUCGUUGACCUCAAGAACUCGUGUUAAAACCUUAGCCUAUGAAACUAUUCUGGCAAAUUCUCGAUUUUUUGAUGGUGAUAUUAGUAAAGUUCCAAGAAUGGCUUUAACUGUUGGUGUGGGUACCGUAAUGGAUUCUCGUGAAGUUGCUAUCAUCAUCACAGGAGCUCACAAAGCUCUAGCUUUAGCGAAAUGUGUUGAAGAAGGCCUUAUUGUUUGUGAUGAGGACGCUACUCUUGAGUUGCACGUUAAAACUGUUAAAUAUUUCAAGAGUAUAGAUCAUGUAAUUCAUGAUCUUAUUGGUACUGAAAAUGUUGGAUUACAAGGUAAUACAUGUUAA